Messenger RNA from Thalassophryne amazonica, 13888 nucleotides. It is a transcript of the gene dnah10, whose product is annotated as dynein axonemal heavy chain 10. Gene Ontology annotation, molecular function: ATP hydrolysis activity; dynein intermediate chain binding; ATP binding. The record is from RefSeq and is a predicted model, not a curated record. Lineage: Eukaryota; Metazoa; Chordata; Actinopteri; Batrachoidiformes; Batrachoididae. Gene Ontology annotation, cellular component: dynein complex. Gene Ontology annotation, biological process: microtubule-based movement.
UAUCCUGCUGAAGUACACAGAAAACCAGCUGAUAUGACCUUGUACGCGUUUUGUUAACUUAACGGUUAUCUGAAAAGAUGGCUCACGACGACUUGCGAGUGAAGUGGAUUCGAGAGGUUGUUUCUGCUGGAUUCAGUUCACUUGAUCCAAAGUGCUUCAAUGAACUGCUGAAUCGCGGACAAGGCCAGAAAGAAACUAUUCUCCGGUUUUUGGACACAGUUUCUGAAAAUGACACCGGAUUAAUCUUAAUGUUUUUCAAAAAAGUCAUAGAAGAGGAAAUUGAGGUUGAAAUCCCAGUCGAAAGUAGCAAAGACAAACACUCAUCAAAUCUGGACAGUGGCCCUGGAACCCAAGAUGAAGCCAGGACAAAGCCAUCCUCAGAGGAGAAUCAAGCCACAGUUUUCAAACCCAAGACUGAUGUCAAACUUGUUGCUGUUACCAAGCUUCAUGUAGCAGUCAACAAUGUCCCAGAGAGAAUUCCGACGUAUCCUGUCUUGUACUUCAUCCGAAACACAAAGGAGAUUAUUGUAAAACCUGCUGACAUGAAUGAAGCACGUAAUGAGAUGCCCAGACUGAUACAGUUUGGCAAAUGGAAUAAACAUCCUCUUCAGGCGCUGAGGAAUCAGGUUACCCAUGUAUACCUGCCAUUGUUGAGUGCCCGUCAGAUUGAGAUGGCUAAUGGAUGUUAUCAAAAUGAGGCAGCUUCUUCCGUCCAGCAGAGUAGUGGAACAGACAUUGACCUGGGGACAUCAGCAUCUUCAGGAAAACUCCUGCUCCCUGAUGACCUGCUUGUUUCCACAUUGAAUUUUUUGGAAGUUAUGAACACAACUAUCAAACCACGUAAACCUCAAGAUGACGUCAAACUUCAGAUCCCUCAGGUAGACUUGACUCCAGAGGUGGAUGUCCUGCUGUCUAACCCAGUGUUGGUAGAGGAGUUGCAGCAGUGUGUGAUGAACUGGCAGACACAGAUUGCUAUCGUUAUCGAAGAGCAGCUAAACAAGAAACCAGAGGGGCCUGGUCCUUUGGAUGAGAUCCGUUUUUGGGAGGAGCGCACAAUUGCCCUGUGUGCUCUGAAUGAGCAGCUUAAAGAGUCAGUUGUAAGGAAGAUUGUGGAGGCGAUGACCAAAGCAGAUAGAGCAGUUGUUGAAAGCCUUGGAGGAACUGUUGCUGAACUGACUCAAUACAUUGCAGAGUCACAGGAUAAUCUGAAAUCACUUCGCUUAAUGGAGAGAUACUUCAAGACCCUGACUACCGCAGCAAGCUUGGCUUUGAUCCUGGAAACUAUUCUUCCGAUGAUGCGCAGCCUACAUGUUAUGUGGCUAGUCGCCCAGCACUAUAACACACCGGAGCGUAUGGUCCGUCUAAUGGAACGUAUUGCAUGGCAGCUGUGUGAACGUGUGAUUCAAGCAGUUGAAGUCCACAAGUUGUUCAUUAAUAAGAAGGUGGCCAAACUCAAGGUAUGGGAUGCGAAGCGGGUUCUAGAUCAGUGGAAGUCAUCCUACUUUGAGGUUCGUGCUGCAAUUGAAGAAACAGGCAGAGAUUCACGCUGGGAAUUUGACCGUAAAAGUCUGUUUGAGAGGAGUGAUUACAUAGCAUCAGUCUGUCAGGACCUGUACAACGUUUUGCAGAUUUUGGAGGAGUUCAAUAACAGCUUUGGCCCAGAGUUAAAAGCUGUGACAGAUGACCCAAACCACAUUGAUGAUGUUCUGUGCAGGGUGGGGAGCCUUCUUAGGCCUUUUGAGGACAUCAGCUUUGACCCUUUCAGCAUCUCUGAGAUGAGCCGUUGGAAAGUUAUCAUGCAAGAGUUCAAUAUUAAAGUGGAAGCGAUCGAUGAAGAAGCCAUCACCUUGCUUGACCAUUCAUUCACGAAACUGCGAUCUUCAGCUGCUGCCAUGGAAAUGCUCCUGAAAUUCAAACACAUCCAUUCCAGAGACAGCAUCACCAACCGUCUGAUGCAUACAUUUAAUGACAUCAUGGCUCAGUAUUGCAAAGAGGUGUCCAGGAUGAAUGAAGUGUUCGAGGCAAAUAAAGACAGUCCAGAGCUGAAUAAGGGUGAGCCUGCUGUGGCAGGAGCCAUCGCCUGGGCACGAUCUCUUGUUUAUCGCAUCAAACAGACCCUACUUCUUUUCCAGCAAGUGCCAGAGCUACUGGAGAGUGAGCAAAGCAAAGCGGGAAUUUCCAUGUAUAAGGAAUUUGUUUUACGGUUGAGGGACUAUCAGGUUAAGAAGUAUGAGUGCUGGCUAAAUGAGACAAAAACACAGAUACCAAUACUAAUGAAAAGAAUGCUGUUGGUAAUUGUUACCAAUGGAAGCCAAGGCCAGGCCGAAAUGAUUCCAGCAACUGAAUAUAGUUUGGAGAGGAAUAGUCGAUACACAGUCAACUUUGUGCCAAAGCUUUCUGAAAUAUUUUCAGAAACAGUCUACCUUAUGUCUAUGGGAUACCCCAUACCUGAUGAGUUUAAAAGCCUUGCUCUUCGGCGGAAAGAUUUCUGCAGGUACGUUUUAAAUCUGAAGAAGCUUGUGAACCGUUACCACUCUGUACUGGACAGUCUCAGUGAGAUCAAGUUCAAUAUGCUGGCUAAACACAUAAAAGAAGUGAAGACAGAGUUACAGAGAGGCUGUGAAGUACUCAACUGGAAAUCUUUGGGUAUUGAUGAUUUCAUCAAGCAAGGCACUCAGGCUGUCUCUAAAUUUGAGUCAGUUGUCAAUGAGAUUCUGAAGAUUGAGGGUGUAAUUGAUUCCAAACUACACAACCUGAUGACAGCCAAUUUACUGAAAUGUCAAACACCAGACAAACUAAACGGCUUACCAGGUUUAAAAGAGUUCAUUGAACAUAUUGAGCACGAGCAGUCGGGAAAGGUGGCCUUGCUGAGUCGGGAGUACUCAGACAUUGGGCCCCUCAUUACUAUGAUGGAGCACGUGAUCAUACAAACCAGAAGCAGCAAAGCCAAAUGUAUGAUUCAGUAUUACCUCUACUGGGAACGCAAGGUUCAUGAUGCCCUGCUAACGAUGGUGCUAAGGAGCUUUCAGGCCUUCAACAAGGAUCUUAUGGGUAACACUCUUCUUUUCAAAAUUGAAGCCAUCCUCUCUGCCCCCAAAAUUGUUAUUCUACCUCAAAAGAGUGACAUCUAUUGGUUGAUCAAGCAGUGUCUGAAGGACUGUGUAGAAAGCACAAAGCAAUUUGUGCGGUGGAUGCACGGAACCUGCAUCGAGUGUCCUCCACAACAUGUGAAUGAGGAGGAGGAGUUGGUAACAGUCAGCUUCUACAAUGACCUGUACCAGAAUCCUCAGAUAAAAGAAGGUGCCAACAUCGUGUCCAAGAACAUCCAGCAGCUGCUCUUUACUGUGGAACGCAGCCUUAAUCACUGGAAAUGUUAUCAGCACCUUUGGGAAAGGAACAUAGCCACUGUCAAUGAAAAAUUUGCUUCAAAAAAUCCUUCUUUUGUUCUGUACGAUGAGAAGCUACAGUUCUUUGCUGGCAUUAAACAGGAAGUCAUGAUGGAGCCUCUAUUUAAGAAUGAGCGCAGCAUACAUUUAAACCUUCAGCCUCUGGUUUACACUGCACAGGAGGUUGCUCAGGCCUGGAUGGACUCUCUUGGUAAUCUGCUCAACCAGUCUGCCAGAGGUGAUCUAUUCGACGUGAGAGAUCAACUGAUGCAACUGUCUAAGAACUUGAAGCAGAGCCCCAACACUUUGGAGGAUCUAAAGUGCAUCCUUGGUACCAUCUCAGAGAUCAGGGACAUGUCCGUAGAUGUGGAGAUGAGGCUAAUUGAUACCAAGGAAAGAUACAGAACACUGGUUAUGCACAAGUUAGAGGUCGCACCAGAGGAGCUGGAGCUGGUUGCCAGUAUUGACCAGAUGUGGAGUGACUUGUGUGCCAAAUCUAAAGCUGUAAAUCAAAGUCUGGAAAACAUCAAGACAACAUUUGUUGAGAUUGUAAAGGAGCAGACUGACGAGUUUCAACAAGAUUUAUCUAUUUUUGCUGAGAGCUUCAGCAUGCAUGGUCCUGGAGCUGUAGGAGAUGACUUGGAAAGAGGAAUAGCCAUUGUGGGAAAAUAUGAGGAAGAACUCACCCAGAUAGAUGCAAAACGGCAGGAGCUAGCUAACGCUGAGAAGCUACUGGACCUCCCAAUCACCAGUUACCCAGAGGUUGCCAGUAUGCAGAAGGAAAUGAAGGGCUUGAUGCAGAUCUAUGAUGUCUAUAAUGCUCAGAAGGCCGCAAUGACCGAGUGGUCUCAGACUUUGUGGGGAGAUUUGAAUAUCCAGGUGUUACAGGAUGGAGUUGAGGCAUUCAUUAAAAGAUUGAGGAAGCUCCCUAAAGAUGUGCGGGGAAUGCCUGUGGCUUUUUUCCUGGAAAGACACAUGAAAGAGUUUAAAGAGUCUCUGCCUCUUAUGAUGGAUUUGAAGAAUGAGGCUCUCAGAGACAGACACUGGAAGGAACUGAUGGAAAGGACUGGAACUAGCUUUGAGAUUAAACAGGACAGUUUCACUCUUGAAAAUAUGUUUGCAAUGGAGCUGCACAAAUACGGAGACAUCAUAAAUGACAUUGUAACCUCUGCUGUUAAAGAGCUUGGUAUAGAGAGGGGAGUGAAAGAAGUAGUCCAGACAUGGGACAACAUGAAGUUCACGCUGCAACCCUAUUUAAAAGGAACACAAGCAUGUGGAUCUGUCUUGGUUGCAGUGGAAGAGAUCAUACUUAAUCUGGACAACGAUGCUAUGAAUUUGCAGAGCAUGGCAGGCAGUAGCUUCAUUGGACCUUUUCUUGACAUUAUACAGCAAUGGGAGAAAGACUUGUCGCUAAUUAGCGAGGUCAUAGAGGUAUGGAUGGCAGUGCAGCGAAAAUGGAUGUAUCUUGGAAGCAUAUUUAUUGGUGGAGAUAUCCGCUCACAGCUACCAGAGGAAGCCAAGAAAUUUGAUAACAUUGACAAAGCUUUUAAAGAGAUAAUGACUGAUACAGGAAAGGGCCCAAAUAUUAAGCGGUGUUGUCUGGUUCCUAACCGGCUAGCACAGCUGCAAGACCUGAGUGACAGUCUGGAAAAGUGUCAGAAAAGUCUCAAUGACUACCUUGACUCUAAACGGAAUGCUUUUCCUCGCUUCUUCUUCAUAUCUGACGAUGAGCUGCUCAGCAUUCUGGGGAGUAGUGACCCGACGUGUGUCCAGGAGCACAUGAUCAAGAUGUAUGACAAUAUAGCAUCUCUGAGGUUUGAAACUGAAAGCAGUGGAGACACAGCAGUUCAAGCACUCAUCUCUGCCGAAGGCGAGGUCAUGGAGCUGAAGAAGCCUGUUCCAGUGGAAGGCAAAGUGGAGGAGUGGAUGUCAGGAGUGUUGCUGGAAAUGAAGAGGACCAACAGACUUAUCACAAAGGAAGCAAUAUUCCGUUACUGUGAAGACAGGAGCAGGGUCAACUGGAUGCUUUUGUACCAGGGCAUGGUAGUGUUGGCUGCAAAUCAAGUGUGGUGGACCUGGGAAGUAGAGAACAUCUUUGAACGUGUGAAAAAAGGAGAAAAUAAUGCGCUGAGGGAUUAUGCCAAGAAAAUGCAUGAGCAGAUUGACGAGUUGGUAACAUGCAUUCAGCAAGACUUGAAGAAGAAUGACAGGAAAAAGAUCAACACUGUCCUUAUCAUUGAUGUGCAUGCAAGAGACAUUGUUGACAACUUUCUCAUGAAAAGUAUUAUGGAUGCAAGGGAAUUUGAGUGGGAAAGCCAACUUAGAUUCUACUGGGUCUGGGAAUCUGAUGAUCUGUUUGUGCGCCAGUGCAGUGCCUCAUUCGCUUAUGGCUACGAAUACAUGGGGUUGAAUGGGCGACUGGUUAUAACCCCACUGACAGACCGCAUCUACCUCACCCUCACACAGGCCCUCUCCAUGUACCUGGGUGGAGCUCCUGCUGGACCGGCUGGUACAGGAAAGACAGAGUCCACCAAAGAUCUGGCAAAGGCUUUGGGUUUGCUCUGUGUGGUGACAAACUGUGGUGAGGGCAUGGACUACAAGGCUGUAGGGAAAAUCCUCUCUGGUCUCGCACAGUGUGGAGCCUGGGGCUGUUUUGAUGAGUUUAACCGAAUUGAUGCAUCAGUGCUUUCUGUCAUCUCUUCACAAAUCCAGACAAUAUGCAGCGCUCUAAUGUCACACCUUAAAACAUUUGAGUUUGAAGGCCAGGACAUCAGUUUGGACAAUCGCAUAGGAAUUUUCAUCACUAUGAACCCAGGUUAUGCAGGCCGCACAGAACUGCCAGAAUCAGUUAAAGCCCUCUUUCGGCCUGUGGUAGUCAUUGUGCCUGACCUGCAACAGAUUUGUGAGAUCAUGCUUUUCUCUGAAGGCUUCCUGAUGGCCAAGGUGCUGGCAAAGAAGAUGACAGUGUUGUACAAGCUAGCCCGUGAGCAGCUGUCCAAGCAGUCUCAUUAUGACUUUGGCCUUCGAGCUUUGAAAUCUGUCCUGGUGAUGGCAGGAGACUUGAAGAGACGUUCACAAAAUCUCAAUGAGGAUGUGGUGUUGAUGCGUGCACUCAGGGAUAUGAACCUGCCAAAGUUUGUGUUUGAAGAUGUACCUCUGUUCCUUGGGCUAAUAUCAGAUCUCUUCCCUGGACUUGACUGCCCUCGUGUUUGUUAUCCCAGCUUCAGUGAUGCUGUUGAACAGGUCUUGCAAGAGAACAAAUAUGUCGUAAUACCUACCCAGGUGGAUAAAGUCAUACAGAUAUAUGAGACAAUGAUGACCAGGCACACUACAGUGGUGGUGGGCCCAACAGGUGGAGGGAAAUCACUUGUAAUCAGCACUUUAUGUCAAGCUCAGACCAAAUCAGGAUUGCAUACCAAAAUAUAUCCAAUAAACCCCAAAGCUGUGAGUGUCAUUGAACUCUAUGGGGUUCUCAAUCCUGACACACGAGACUGGACUGAUGGGAUCUUGUCCAAUAUCUUCCGUGACAUCAACAAGCCCACUGACAAACAGGAGCGGAGGUACAUCCUGUUUGAUGGAGAUGUAGAUGCUCUGUGGGUGGAGAAUAUGAAUUCAGUGAUGGAUGACAACAAGCUCCUCACUCUGGCAAAUGGAGAACGGAUUCGUUUGCAGGCUCACUGUGCCCUGCUGUUUGAGGUUGGAGAUCUGCAGUAUGCUUCCCCCGCUACUGUUUCCAGGUGUGGAAUGGUUUUUGUUGACCCCAAAAACCUGCGGUAUGCCCCCUACUGGCAGAGAUGGGUGAAUAGCAGGCCUGCCAAGGAAAAAGAAAUUCUGAACAGAUUGUUUGGAAAAUAUGUGCCCAGCUCUAUUGAUAUGAUUGUGGAUGGUAUUGUUGAUGGCAAACAAGGACAGAAACUGAAAACCGUCAUUCCCCAGACAGACCUGAACAUGGUGACUCAACUGUGUUUGAUGUUGGAUGCCUUGCUCGACACUGAGAACAAGAGUGCUGAAGUCCUGGAGUGUUAUUUCCUGGAAGCUCUGUACUGCUCCCUAGGAGCCACUUUGGUGGACAGUAGCAGGUUCAAGUUUGAUGAGUUCAUUAAAAAACUAUCCUGCUUGACCAUAGCGCAUGAUGAGAACACUUUGGUUGGAUCUGGUGAGAUACCAGGAUACAUGUCAUCUCUGUAUGAUUUCCAUUUUGACGGAACACAGGAAAAAUGGGUUCCCUGGCAAUCCCUAGUCAACCCUUACAUCCAUGACCCUAAAAGGAAGUUUGCUGACAUUCUAGUCUCAACUGUUGAUACGACAAGAUCGAGCUGGAUCCUGGAGCAGAUGUUGAAGAUAAAGAGGCCAGUGCUUCUGGUUGGAGAGUCUGGCACUUCUAAGACUGCCACCAUUCUUAACUUCCUGAAGAAAGUUGAUGCAAAUACAAAUAUAACUCUUACCAUCAACUUCUCAUCCAGGACAACUUCAAUGGACCUGCAGAGGAACCUGGAGGCCAAUGUGGAGAAGAGGACCAAAGAGACCUACGGCCCUCCCAUUGGAAAGGGGUUGCUGGUGUUUAUCGAUGACAUGAAUAUGCCAAAGGUGGAUACUUAUGGUACACAGCAGCCUAUUGCACUUUUGAAGCUGUUACUGAACCGAGGAGGCAUGUAUGACAGAGGGAAGGAGCUUAAUUACAAACUCCUCAAGGAUUUGGGCUUUAUUGCUGCAAUGGGGAAGGCAGGAGGUGGGAGGAACAAGGUAGAUCCACGCUUCAUCUCACUCUUCAGUGUCUUCAGCAUCCCCUUUCCUGCAGUGGAGUCCCUACAUCUUAUCUAUGCUUCCAUUCUCAAGGCCACACUGAAGGCAUUUGAUGAAGCCAUACGAAAGGUUUGUGACAAAAUCACCUUCUGCACACUGGAACUGUACAACCAAAUCAUCAAAGAUCUGCCACCAACUCCCUCAAAGUUCCAUUACAUUUUAAACCUGAGGGACCUGUCAAGAAUCUACAGUGGAUUGACCCUCACCGAUCCUGAACGGUUUUUGACCAUCACUCAAUUUGUACUGGUUUGGAGGAAUGAGGGCCUCAGAAUAUUCCAUGAUAGACUCAUCGAUAAAGCUGACAAAGCAUUGGUUCAAAGCCACAUAAAGAACUUGAUUGAUGAGCACUUUAAAUCAGAACUCGAAGAAGUGAUGAGGGACCCGAUUCUUUUUGGAGAUUACAAGACCACCCUUAGUGAGUCUGAACUGAGGGUCUAUGAGGACAAUGACUAUGAUACUGCAAAAGCUCUGUUUCAGGAGAUUCUGGAAGAGUACAAUGAGAACAAGUCACAGAUGAACCUUGUACUGUUUGAUGAUGCACUGGAACAUCUGACCCGGGUGCACCGAAUCAUCCGUAUUGAUCGUGGCCAUGCCCUGCUUGUAGGUGUUGGAGGCUCUGGGCAAGCUGUCUCCACAAAGCUUGCAGCUUUCACUGUGGCUUGUGUGUUCGAGAUAACGCUAAGUCGAGGCUACAAUGAAUCAAACUUCCGAGAUGAUCUGAAAAAACUAUAUGUGAAGCUAGGCAUUGAAAAUAAGAAGAUGGUAUUCUCUUCAAUGAUGGCCAUUUGCUGAAGAGGCUUCUUGGAACUCAUUAACAACAUGCUCACCUCAGGUUUGACUUCUGCAUUGUUCCCUGAUGAUGAAAAGGAUUCACUUAUCAACCAGCUUCGUGAUGAGGCUAUGAAGGAAGCAGGCACUUCCAAAGAAAAUAUUUGGGCAGUAUUUGUCAACAAGAGUGCCAACAACCUGCAUGUAGUUUUAGGCAUGUCUCCAGUUGGAGACACCCUGAGAACACGCUGCAGGAACUUCCCAGUUAUGAACAACACUGUGAUUGACUGGUUCCUGCCAUGGCCCCCACAGGCUUUACUUGUAUUUGCUGAGUCUUUCCUUGGUGGAAGUUCAAUGAUUCCUGAGGCUCACAUUGCAUCAGUCGUAGACCAUGUACACAUGGUCCAUAUCUCUGUUGGGGAGUACAGUGAGCUGUUCCAGCAGCAACUCAGACGUUACAACUACGUUACUCCAAAGAACUACCUUGACUUCCUUAACACUUAUUUAAAUCUUUUGAAGGAAAAGCAUGAAAACAUCCUGGCUCAGUGCAAUCGUCUUGAGGGUGGUUUGCUUAAGCUAAAGGAAGCCAGUGAGCAGCUGCUAGUUAAAUGUAAGCUGGCAGAGCAAAAAGUUGUCCUCGCAGAAAAGUCCACAGCCUGUGAGGCUCUGCUAAAUGAUGUCUGCAAAAAACACCUCUGUAGGUCAAACGAAAGGCUCUGGCUUGAAGACAAAGCCAUAGAAUAGAAGAACAGAACAAAAAUGAUAGCAGUUGAGAAGGAAGAAGCUGAAAGUGCCCUGAACAAAGCUUUGCCAGAAUUGGAGGCCGCUCGUGCUGCUCUGCAGAACUUGGAAAAAGCUGAUGUCACAGAGAUCCGAUCCUUUGCCAAGCCACCCAAAGAAGUGCAAGUGGUCUGUGAGUGCAUCUUGGUGUUGCGUGGUUCCAAAGAGAUUAAUUGGCAGUCAGCGAAGGGGAUGAUGUCAGAAGGGAAUUUUCUUCGCUCACUGAUGGAGCUGGAUUGUGAUUCCAUAAGUAACAACCAGCUGAAGACGGUCAGAGCAUUUCUGAAAAAUCCCAACAUUAAAUUAGACGAGAUGGAAAAUAUCAGUCGGGCUGGUUUUGGAAUGCUUAAAUUUGUCAAAGCUGUUACUGGUUACUGUGAGGUCGCCAGGGAGAUAAAGCCUAAACGAGACAGGCUGGCACAGCUGCAGAAAAACUUCUUAAAGAGUAAGCGAGAGCUGGAGCAAAUUCAGAAUGAGCUUAGUGAACUCCAGAAAGAGUUACAUGCACUGAGAGAGAAGUACAGUGCUGCCAUAAUGGAGAAACAGAACCUACAGGAAGAGGCUGAGCUCAUGGAAAAGAGGCUGGUAGCUGCUGACAAGCUCAUCUCUGGCCUCAGCUCUGAGAACCAACGCUGGAAACAAGAACUGGAAGAGUUGAAUGAGCGACGUGUUCGACUGCUGGGUGACUGUCUGAUCUCUGCUGGUUUCCUGAGCUAUGAGGGGGCAUUCAGCUGGGACUUCAGGAAUAAAAUGGUGUAUGAAAUGUGGGUAAAGGAUGUACAAGACAAAGGCAUACCCAUGAGCCAGCCUUUCAAAGUGGAAAACCUGCUGACUGAUGAGGUGGAAAUCAGCAGAUGGGGGUCAGAUGGUUUGCCUCCAGAUGAGCUGUCAGUGCAGAAUGGAAUCCUCACAACCAAAUGCAGUCGUUUUCCUUUGUGUAUUGACCCUCAACAACAAGCCCUCAAUUGGAUUAAGAAGAAAGAAGAAAAUAAUCUCAAAGUCUCAUCUUUUAAUGAACCAGACUUCCUGAAACAGCUGGAGAUUGCCAUCAAAUAUGGCUUCCCUUUCCUUUUCCAAGAUGUGGAUGAGUACAUUGACCCUGUGAUUAAUAAUGUCCUGGAGAAGAAUAUAAAAGGAGCAGAGGGCAGGGAAGUAAUCAUGUUGGGUGACAAAGAAGUAGAUUACGAUCCAAACUUUAAACUUUACCUGAACACUAAACUGGCAAAUCCAAAAUAUUCUCCAUCUGUGUUCGUUAAGGCCAACGUUAUCAACUAUACUGUGACCCUUAAGGGUCUGGAGGAUCAGCUGCUGAGUGUUAUCAUGGGCUUUGAGAAGAAGGAGCUGGAAGAGCAGCAUGAGCAUUUGAUCCAAGAGACGAGUGACAAUAAAACGCUGCUGAAGAACCUUGGGGACUCGCUGCUCAGAGAGCUGGCCACAUUAACAGGCAACAUGUUGGACAACACAGAACUCAUCUACACGCUGGAGGAAACAAAAACCAAAGCAAGUGAGGUGUCUGAGAAGAUCCAGCUGGCGGAGAAAACUGCAGUGGAUAUCAAUGAACUCAGAGAUGGCUACCGCCCUGCUGCCAAGCGUGGUGCAGUCCUGUUCUUUGUGCUGACAGAAAUGGCUCUGGUGAACAGCAUGUACCAGUACUCUCUUGCCUCCUACCUGGAAGUGUUUGACUUUUCACUGCGCAGAGCCAGGCCCGACCCUGCUCUCCCAAAAAGACUAGAGAACAUUGUGAACACGCUGACGUACAAUGUUUAUAAUUAUGGCUGCACCGGUCUGUUUGAGAGACACAAACUGCUGUUUUCAUUUAACAUCACCGUCAAAAUUGAGCAGGCAGAAGGAAGAGCAUCUCAAGAGCAGCUGGAAUUCUUCAUAAAGGGUAAUUUAUCACUAGAAAAGAGCAGUCGUCAAAAGCCUUGUGACUGGCUUCCAGACCAGGGCUGGGAGGACAUCAUGAAACUUGCAGAGAUCUUUCCUGAGCAGUUUGGUUCGCUGCCCGAUGAUGUGGAGAAACAUUCCAGUGUCUGGAAGUCUUGGUAUGACUUGGAUGGACCGGAAAAGGCUCCGCUUCCCAUGGAAUAUGACAACAUCCUGACACCUUAUGAGAAGCUGCUGUUGCUGCGCUGCUUCCGUGUCGACAGAGUGUACAGUGGGGUUACAGAUUAUGUCGCAGUCACUAUGGGCGAGAAGUACGUGCAGCCUCCUGUGAUCACCUUUGAUGCCAUUUAUAAACAGAGCACACCUUACUCCCCUAUUGUUUUCAUCCUGAGCCCUGGUUCGGACCCAACCAGUGACCUCAUGAAACUAGCAGAGAAGAUGGGCUUUGGAGGCAGUCACUUCAAAUUCCUUGCUAUGGGUCAAGGCCAAGAGAAGGUUGCGCUGCAGUUGCUGGAGAAGGCUGUCUCGCGUGGUCAGUGGUUGAUGCUGCAAAACUGCCACCUGCUGGUGAAGUGGCUGAAGGAGCUGGAGAAGUCCUUAGAGAUAAUCACCAAACGCCACUCCAACUUCCGCUUAUGGAUCACAACCAAUCCCAUUCCAGACUUCCCCAUUGGCAUCCUACAAAAGUCUCUAAAGGUUGUGACAGAACCUCCCAAUGGCCUCAAGCUGAAUAUGAGAGCCACAUACGCUAAAAUCUCAGCUGAGAGUUUCAAUGCAUGCCCACAUCCUGCUUUUCCCAGCCUGGUGUAUGUGCUGGCCUUCUUCCACGCUGUUGUGCAAGAGAGACGCAAGUAUGGCAAAAUUGGCUGGAAUGUCCCAUAUGACUUUAAUGAGUCUGACUUCUUGGUGUGUAUGGAGAUUUUGAACACAUACCUGACCAAAGCUCACAACCAAGGAGAACGUGAGAUUCCAUGGGAAAGCCUUAAAUAUCUUGUUGGGGAGGUGAUGUACGGUGGGCGAGCCAUUGACAGCUUUGACCGCAGGAUCUUGACUGUGUACAUGGAUGAGUACCUGGGAGACUUCCUCUUUUAUACUUCUCCACACUUUUACUUUUUCCACAACAAAGAUGUAGCUUACAAAAUCCCUCCAAGUGGGUCCAAGGAAACAUAUGUUGACGAGGUUGAGUCUUUGCCACUGGCAAACACACCAGAAGUAAUGGGUCUUCAUUCCAAUGCAGAGAUUGGAUACUACAUGCAGGCGACCAAAGACAUGUGGAGUCAUCUAAUUCACCUCCAGCCUCAAACAGGGGAAUGUGGUGGAAGCAUCAGUAGAGAUGAGUACAUCAGCCAGGUGGCACAGGACAUUCAGAGCAAGCUUCCCACUUUAUUUGACUUGGAUGUCCUCCAUAAAAAGUUUGGCCUGGACAUCUCACCAACCUCGGUCGUUUUACUUCAAGAGCUGGAGCGAUUCAACAAACUGCUAUCCUGCAUGCAACGCUCUCUGGUUGAGCUCCAGAGGGCCUUGGCUGGUGAGGUGGGCAUGAGCAGUGAGUUGGAAGAAGUUGCUCGUGCUGUUUUUAACGGGCACAUCCCUGCCAUUUGGAAGAAGUUGGCUCCUGACACUCUUAAAUCCCUGGGCACCUGGAUGAGUCAUUUCAAUAAGCGCUAUGAUCAGUACACCCUUUGGGUGAAUGAGGGUGAGCCAAAGGUCAUGUGGCUGUCAGGACUCCAUAUUCCUGAGUCUUACUUGACAGCCCUGGUCCAAGCCACAUGUAGGAGGAACGGUUGGCCUCUAGAUUGUUCUACACUCUACACCCAAGUGACACAGUACCAAAGUGAGGAUGAAAUCGACAAGGGACCUGAACAGGGCUGCUUUAUAUCUGGCCUCUAUCUGGAGGGAGCAGAAUGGGACAUGAAGAAGGGCUGCCUUGUGAGGAGUAAACCUAAAGUCCUUGUUGCAGAACUACCCAUUGUUCAAGUGAUCCCCAUAGAGACUCGUCACCUCAGGUUAAAGAAUACUUUGCGGACGCCAGUAUAUACCACAUCCAUGCGGAGGAAUGCCAUGGGUGUGGGGUUGGUGUUUGAGGCUGACCUGUUCACCACCAUGCACAUGUCCCACUGGGUCCUCAUGGGUGUCUCCUUAUGUCUCAAUGCUGACUAAAAAUUUGUGGCCAGCAUUUGUAACACUGAUGGCUGGACUGGAGAUAAAUAAAAUGAAGCCAAAUAUGGAAAUUCGUUGAAUGCAUUCUGUUUAUUGUUCAUCAA